AUGUCCGGAUCCGUCGAAAGAAGCACCCAGGAAGAGCUCUCAGAAAUGAUGACGACGAGACUGAGUCUAUCGGAGCCUCGACUCAACAAUCCCUUUGAGCCGAGUGGAACAAGUGACGAGGGAAUGAGCGAUGGAGCCAGCAGGAUGCCGAUGGAGAUAGAUGAUACCGAGCAGGCUGAAGCGAUCAGCGCCGACAGAUCGACGACGACGAAGACGGAAGCAGAGAUGAUGGAGAUUGUAGACCCGGCGAGUGGCCCGAUGGACCGACGCGGAGCAGGGAGUCCGGCGGGCAAGAAAGCGCCGCGGCGGAGCACCCGGGCAGGCUCGGUGCCGGCCCGGCCGCGCAGCCAACAUGGCCAUCCGUUCCGCCUGCAGAGAACGGUCCCCCAGUUGCUCAGGGGCUCCUGGAUCCAUCCAAGGCUCCAGCACUCCUUCGCCCCUCGCCCGCCCCUCAAUCCGCUCCCUACAAUUAUCGGCAUCGAUCAAAUGCAGCUUGAACCCGCCUCUUCUGCCCUCCUUCGCGGCUCAACCGCUUUGAGACGUAGCACUCGCCCCGCGCUUCGCCAUGACUCACAUAUAACUCGUGAUCGGGCUAAUCAAGCGCGUUGACACUCAUCCACCCCUCCCCCAC
This is a messenger RNA of Puccinia graminis f. sp. tritici CRL 75-36-700-3, 631 nucleotides long. RefSeq lists its product as uncharacterized. Lineage: Eukaryota; Fungi; Basidiomycota; Pucciniomycetes; Pucciniales; Pucciniaceae. The transcript is spliced from 2 exons. The record is from RefSeq and is a predicted model, not a curated record. Bases 1 to 609 code for a protein of 202 amino acids.